AUGUUGUCUUUCUCACUAUUCAUCCUUACUCUCCCAACGAUUCAUCCUUACUCUCCCAACGAUUCAUCCUUACUCUCCCAACGACCUUUCACUAUUUCACCUUUUGUCUCAUAUCACCGUUUACAUCCACCAUCGCUAUCCGCCCCGGCGGCCAAUCAGCCAAUCAAACAACCCUUAGUUCUGCCCUCAGUCAAGCGCCCCGCUAACCUUCAGUCAGUCAAGCAGGCUAAUUUUAUUUUACUCGCCCCGAAUACACUUCUCACUCUGCACACCCACACUCUCCUUCUCUCACUCUCUCUCUCUCUUUCUCUCUCUCUUUUCUUUCUCCCUCCCCAUUCUCUCGCCCAUCCACCAACUGCAAAUAAAGCCUUUUCCUUCUUGCUCUUUAUUUGCUUUAUUCUCCUUUCUCUCUCUCUCUCUCUCUCUCUCUCUCUCUCUCUUUCUCUCUCUCGUACAAAAUAUGCUCCCUCCUUUAUUAUGCCCUCUCAUCGCUCUCUCUCUAUAUUCUCUAUGGAAAUAAAAUAA
Acanthosepion pharaonis is the source of this 525-nucleotide messenger RNA. The record is from the annotation of a GenBank genome assembly. Lineage: Eukaryota; Metazoa; Mollusca; Cephalopoda; Sepiida; Sepiidae.